AUGGCCCCUCAAGUUGCGUCCGGAAUGCCGAGUAAAGAUGGUGACCAAAUCUCUCCUGUCGUCCACCUUGAGGACAACACGGCCAAGGGCGAAUGUUUCGACAAGCCGAGAAUUACCAAGCCUAAGCCUGAGAGCAUCGCCAACCUGAGCGAUGAGGAACUGGCCGCGAUGGAGAAAAAGAUGGUCCGCAAGGUCGACCUUGUGGUUAUGCCAAUCAUUGGCAUUCUCUACAUUCUGAACUAUGUCGACCGCUCUGGUCUGGCUGCUACCCACGUCUACGGCAUUACUGAGGAUCUCAACAUGUCUGAGACAGAUUUCGCUACCGCUAUUUCCAUCUUGUUUGACAUUUGCUGUAUGGCUGUCAUCUGGGGCGCUGUGUCGGCUUGCACUGCCGCCGUGAAGACGAAAGAAGCACUCUACGCCGUUCGAGUUGUUCUCGGUAUCGCCGAGGCUGCAUACUUCCCUGGUGCCCUCUACUUCCUCUCAGCAUGGUACAAAAAGGAAGAGCUGGCCAAGCGCAUCGGUGGUGUGUUCAUGUUCCAAGCUCUCGGGCAAGCUCUCGGCGGUUUCAUCGCCGCCGCCUGCCUGACGCUUGAGGGCAGACACGGCAUCGCCGGCUGGCGAUGGCUCUUCAUCGUCGAAGGUGUUGUGACGGUCGGCCUGGGCAUGGCUUUCGCCGUGGUCAUGCCCGAGUUUCCUCACAAUGCGCGCCUGCUCAACCCUCAGCAGCGCGACCUUGCUGUCUGGCGGCUUGAGAACGAACGCGGAUCUGCCGAGGUGCACGAAGAGGCCACUGCCUGGGAUGGUCUCAAGGCUGCUGUCUCGGACAAGAAGCUCUGGCUGCUUGUCUGGUGCGGUGGUAUGGGACAGGCCAUGGGCUCGGUCUUCAACUUCUUCCCUUCUAUCAUCGCCUCGCUCAAGUUCGGAAAGUACGAGAGCUUGCUGCUGACAGUUCCACCGUAUGUCGUCGCCAUGGUUGGAUAUUACAUUUGUUCAUUUCUGUCAGACCGCUACAACAAGAUUUACAUCAUCAUUGUUGUUAACCUCAUUGCCUCGACCCCGGUCUACAUCCUCGGCAUGCUGGCCCCCAAUGUGGGCUCUCGCUACUUUGCCAUGUGCUUGAUGCCAGUUGUCUCUGUCGCUCCUCAGGUCAUGCUGUACAAGACCAACGGCAUUCACAUGGCACGACCGGCCACGAAGCGCGCGCUGGGCAUGGCUCUGAUCAACGGUCUGGGCGGCCUGUCCAACGUGUGGACCUCGUACCUGUGGAAGGAUGGUGGCCCACAGUACUACAAGGCGUUUGGGACUCUUCUGGCCUGCGGUAUCGUCUUCCUCUUCUCCAUCACGGGCUACAAGUUCUGGGUCCGCCGGCUCAACAAGAAACUCGCCGGGACGGCGGUUCAGCAGGCAGAUGUCAUGCGCAAGCACCAUGUUUCUCAAGAGCAAGUCGACAUGUGUUGGCGCUAUGAUGGAUAUUAG
Messenger RNA from Thyridium curvatum, 1479 nucleotides. RefSeq lists its product as uncharacterized. The coding region runs from base 1 to 1479 and encodes 492 amino acids. Gene Ontology annotation, biological process: transmembrane transport. Gene Ontology annotation, molecular function: transmembrane transporter activity. The transcript is spliced from 8 exons. The record is from RefSeq and is a predicted model, not a curated record. Gene Ontology annotation, cellular component: membrane. NCBI's taxonomy places the organism in Eukaryota, Fungi, Ascomycota, Sordariomycetes, Thyridiales, Thyridiaceae.